Messenger RNA from Punctularia strigosozonata HHB-11173 SS5, 3208 nucleotides. Its product is annotated as ubiquitin activating enzyme. Gene Ontology annotation, molecular function: ubiquitin activating enzyme activity. The record is from RefSeq and is a predicted model, not a curated record. Lineage: Eukaryota; Fungi; Basidiomycota; Agaricomycetes; Corticiales; Punctulariaceae. Gene Ontology annotation, biological process: ubiquitin-dependent protein catabolic process; protein ubiquitination; DNA damage response. Bases 75 to 3113 code for a protein of 1012 amino acids. Gene Ontology annotation, cellular component: nucleus; cytoplasm. The transcript is spliced from 16 exons.
UACAGCUUGCAUCUGCGCUCACUUCAUCCGACGUAUCGACCGACUCUGAUCGGUUACGACCAACGCACACGACCAUGUCUUCGGGCAAUCUUCCAUCCUCCAUGGAUAUCGACGAAACCGCGAUCGAUGAGGGUUUGUACUCUCGCCAGCUAUAUGUGCUAGGACAUGAAGCAAUGAAGCGUAUGGCUGCUUCCAAUGUCCUCGUUAUCGGGCUCCAAGGCCUAGGUGUUGAGAUCGCUAAAAACCUGGCUCUCGCGGGUGUCAAGUCAGUGACGAUUUAUGACCCCGAGCCCGUGGCUGUUGCAGACCUCAGUUCCCAAUUCUUUCUGAGGGAAGAAGAUAUCGGCAAGCCUCGCGCAGCAGCGACAGUCGGCCGUCUCGCCGAGUUGAAUGCUUAUGUCCCCGUCCGCGUGCUUGAUGCUCCAUCUGGCCAGGAACUGACGGUGGACCUCAUCAAAGGGUUCCAGGUCGUUGUCUUGUGUGGAGUCCCCCUCAGCAAGCAACUUGAGAUCAAUGAUUGGACCCAUGCCAAUGGCGUGCACUUCAUCUCUGCCGAGACGCGUGGUCUAUUCGGGUCUAUAUUUACUGACUUCGGACCUAAAUUCACUUGUGUCGACCCUACUGGCGAACAACCACUGACAGGAAUGGUAGUUGAAAUAGCCAAGGAUAGGGAGGGUCUUGUGACCACGCUUGACGAGACCCGUCACGGCCUCGAGGAUGGCGAUUUCGUUACGUUUUCUGAGGUCAAGGGCAUGGAGGAAUUGAACGGUUGCGAACCUCGAAAGGUCUCUGUGAAGGGACCUUAUACUUUCACCAUCGGAGACACAUCAAACCUUGGUGAUUACAAGUCUGGCGGUAUCUUUACGCAGGUCAAGAUGCCAAAGAUCAUUGAAUUCAAAUCUCUGCGCGAGUCCAUCAAGUCGCCAGAAUUCUUUGUCACUGACUUCGCCAAGUUCGAGCGUCCUAAGACUCUUCAUGCUGGGUUCCAGGCUCUCGCGGAAUUCCGUGCCCAGCACCUCCGUUCUCCUCGCCCUCGAAAUGCCGAUGAUGCAGCGAUAGUUGUUGAUCUGGCAAAGAAGAUAGAUGCCGACGUGGACGACAAGAUUAUUCGCGAACUAUCCUAUCAAGCAACUGGAGACCUCUCUCCCCUGGCUGCUGUCAUCGGAGGCUUUGUGGCACAGGAGGUUCUGAAAGCUUGCUCGGCCAAGUUCCACCCCAUGGUUCAGCAUUUGUACUUCGAUUCCUUGGAGUCGUUGCCUAAAGAGCUUCCGACGGAAGCCGAUUGCCAGCCCAUCGGAUCUCGAUACGAUGGACAAAUUGCUGUCUUCGGCAAAGCUUUCCAAGAGAAGAUCAGCAGUUUCCGCGUAUUCCUUGUCGGCUCAGGUGCCAUCGGCUGCGAGAUGCUCAAGAAUUGGAGCAUGAUGGGCGUCGGCUCCGGUUCCCGAGGCAUAAUUCAUGUCACCGACUUGGAUACAAUCGAGAAGAGUAACCUCAAUCGCCAGUUCUUGUUCCGGGCUAAGGACCUAGGAAAGUUCAAAUCUGAAGUCGCUGCCGCCGCAGUUGCUGCCAUGAAUCCUGAUCUGCAAGGUCAUAUAUCUUGCAAACAGGAACCUGUGGGCCCAGAUACUGAGAACAUCUACGGCGAUGAAUUCUUUGCGGACAUCGAUUGCGUGACCAAUGCCCUGGAUAACGUAAAAGCACGCGAGUAUAUGGACCGUCGUUGCGUCUUUUAUGAGAAACCUCUCCUCGAGUCUGGGACGCUCGGCACCAAAGGCAACGUCCAAGUCGUCUACCCUCAUCUUACCGAGUCGUACUCGUCGUCUCAAGAUCCUCCGGAGAAAGAAACUCCAUCGUGCACGGUCAAGAACUUCCCCAACGCAAUCCAGCAUACUAUCGAGUGGGCGCGCACGGACUUCGACGAUCUCUUCGUCAAGCCUCCCCAGGCCGUCAACUCGUACCUAUCAGAGCCUAACUACCUUGAGACUACUAUAAAGCAUUCGGGUCAAUCAAAAGAACAACUCGAGCAGAUAGUUUCCUACCUGGUUACCGAACGACCCCUAACCUUCGAGGAGUGCAUUGUCUGGGCACGGUUACAGUUCGAGAAGAAGUACAACAACAACAUUCGACAGCUGCUCUACAGUUUGCCGAAGGAUGCGGUGACGAGCACUGGACAGCCAUUUUGGAGUGGCCCUAAGCGCGCACCUGACCCACUCACCUUCAACUCGAACGAUCCUACGCAUCUGUCAUACAUCAUCGCUGCAGCUAACCUUCGUGCUGCCAAUUACGGAUUGAAGGGGGAGAACGAUCCAAAUCUCUUCAAGAAGGUCGCAGAUUCGGUCAUCGUCCCGGAGUUCACGCCGAAGAGUGGAGUCAGGAUUCAGGUCAACGAGAACGACCCUGCUCAAGAUGCAAGUGGAGGAGCUGACGUCGAUGAAAGUGAACUCGUCAAGAAGUUGCCUGCGCCUUCGUCGCUUGCUGGCUACCGGUUGACUCCCGCUCAUUUUGAAAAGGAUGAUGAUAGUAAUCACCAUAUUGAUUUCAUCACGGCUGCAUCCAAUCUGCGGGCGAUGAACUACAACAUCAAUCCCGCAGACCGGCACACUACGAAACAAAUUGCUGGCAAAAUCAUACCCGCUAUUGCAACGACGACAUCACUCAUCACUGGUCUCGUCUGCCUCGAACUGUACAAGGUCAUCGAUGGCAAGAACAAGCUGGAGGAUUACAAGAAUGGCUUUGUCAACCUCGCGCUUCCCUUCUUCGGUUUCUCGGAACCAAUUGCUGCGAAGAAGAGCAAGUACGGCAACAUUGAUUGGACGUUGUGGGACCGUUUCGACUUCAAAGGUGACCCUACGCUGCAGGAGAUCGUCGACUGGUUCCAGAAGGAACACAAGCUUGACGUUGGCAUGGUCAGCCAGGGCGUCAGCAUGCUGUGGAGCUCCUUCAUCGGCAAGAAGAAGAGCGAAGAGAGGUUGCCGAUGAAGUUUAGCAAACUGGUGGAGCAUGUCAGCAAGAAGCCUAUUCCUCCUCAUGCGAAGCAUCUCAUCGCGGAGGUUAUGGUUUCAGACGAGGAUGGCGAGGACGUCGAUGUCCCAUUCCUCGUCGUGCAUAUCUAGUCGAGUAGAUCUUGUGCGGAGUACUGAUAUCGAUGUAUUUCAUAGUCGGCGUAGAUGGUGUACGAGUGCAAUGUAUUGUCAAUUCUCGGUUUGCG